AUGACAAGCGAUAGUUAUGAAGACAUCAACGAUGUCCUCGACGAUGUUAUUGUGAAGAUCAACCGAAUCACAGACCAUCUACGAGUCUCUGGAGAGAAUGAGGCAGCCAAUCAGUUCACUCGAGACAUGACUACAACCUUUCGGGCUCUUUACAAUGUCAUCGCACCUUGGGACAUGGAGAAGUGCUUACUACGUGCCUCGCAAAACGCCCACACGGCAGGCACGAUAAGUUCAAUCAACCGAGCGCUUGCGACUCCGUCUCCUGGGAAUACUUGGGCAUCAAUUGCUGCCAAUGAGCCCGUAGCAGAUCAGAAUGGUAUCAUCAAGUUUCGGCCAAGCGAUUCAGUGAAGCGUACAGUACAACUUCCUGAAGCGAAAGAGCAUGCACACGAUUCUCGCGAUAGGCGAGUCGUAUGGAUCAGCCCGUGGCCACAGAAUCGACCUCUUGCUGAGGUGUCACAACAAAUUUUGGAAUUGGGUGCUAUAUACUCGAUGGCGUUCGUGCCUGAGGAGCAGGCGGUUUGCAUCAUAUUCCAGCAUGCGCGCUGCGCUGUUCAAUUUAUGCACAAUUGCGCCGGCCACAUUGGUCGUACCGGAAACAGUCCAUUAGGAAAAGAUUACAGCAUAUUCCCUGGCGUACCGUAUCCACUUAACGAUGGACUGCGCCGAAUGGACAACCCCUACAAUGAACGACGAAGGUUGACCUUCGCCAGGUCUCAGCUCUUCAGCAAUGGGAUUUCGGAGUCACGGUUCCGCAAUGACGUUGAGCAGAUCGUGGGAGCAUCAAACAUCGAAUUACUCUGGCUUUUCAAUACAGGAAAUGCCACGGUCGUGUUUUCGGCAGUUCCUCUAGCUAAACUCGUGAAAGACAAGUUCAACCAGUACAGCCGGACAUCUAAGCAUCCUUACGAGGGCGUGAAAGUUAGCUACUCUCACGAUCCUUGUGAGCGAGAUUUGCAUCUCGUUUCACAGAUACCUGGACAUGCCAAUUUCAUUGGCAGUAACGGCACUGGCCGGAAUUUCGCGAGCUCGCGCUCGAUGCGUUCGAACACCGUCUCCAGCGAGACUUCGGGUAGAUUAUCCAUAACGCCUUCCGACUACCAGGUUGCUCCAAAGCGCCAUAGUACUGUUUCGAAGGUCAAGGUUGAUGAGGAUGGUUGGCAGACAGUCUCCAAGAAGAAAAAAUGA
Messenger RNA from Lithohypha guttulata, 1188 nucleotides. RefSeq lists its product as uncharacterized. NCBI's taxonomy places the organism in Eukaryota, Fungi, Ascomycota, Eurotiomycetes, Chaetothyriales, Trichomeriaceae. Bases 1 to 1188 code for a protein of 395 amino acids. The transcript is spliced from 3 exons. The record is from RefSeq and is a predicted model, not a curated record.